GUACGCAUCACACACCAUGCUUGGUAAAGAGCUCGGGGCCAUCAUUGGCAUUGCGGGCAAAGUGGUCCUGGCCCAGGUCUACGGCGAUGACUUGUCCCCGAUCCUGACAUUAUGUGAUGUAAAUCAGGGGGAUCAGCUCAUGGCCGAGGUGACUCAGGACGUUGAUUACAACGGCCUCAGCUACGAUGGCGAGUGUGUUUCGUACUCGACGCCCGAUCAGGGUUACAACGUGAGUGGGCCGACCGAGACCACCAUCUGAUGGCGACAGUUCUGUGCGAGCCCUUUCCUCAUCUCCUUCUUUGCGGAUGACGUUGACAACGAUCGAUUCACCUGCGCCACAAGUCUCCUCGAGAACUGCGGAGGAUCAUGUCCGACCGGCACCCAGUGUAUCUAUACGGAGGACUACGGCGAUGGAACCGAGUUCUGGUCUUGUGGAGUCCUAUGUGGCUACGGGGAUACGGCUUCCAUCUGCUCGAAUGCUGGCGCUCAGCUCCUCAACCCCAACUAUGUCACCUACUGUGAUCAAAUUUCAGAUCAAUGUGGGAUCUGCUCUUCGGCCAGUCAAUUGGACAACUCGACCGUCACAGGUGGAUGUGCGACCCCCGUGCAGUCGUACCCCGCCCAACCGACAGGGCUCAGAAGAAAGAGGGACAGCUCUCCGCAGCUUCGGUUGGACACCACGGGCGGCUUUCAGGAUCGUGGCUGCCCCUCGGGAACUCGAAAAUGUGGGGACGAAGAUUCGUUUGAGUGUGUCGACAUUCUGAACGACCUCUCGUCCUGUGGCGCUUGCCCCAACGAAGGCGGCACUCAAUGUGACUCCCUCCCGGGAACGAUUCUGGGUG
Molecule: messenger RNA, 842 nt
Organism: Kockovaella imperatae
Lineage: Eukaryota; Fungi; Basidiomycota; Tremellomycetes; Tremellales; Cuniculitremaceae
Exons: 1
Coding region: 306-764 (152 amino acids)
Source: RefSeq, a predicted model, not a curated record